UUUAGAGUAUGAUAUUAUAAGAUUUAAAUAAACUAAUAAACCUCUAAAGUCUAAAACCAUCUCAAAAUAAAAAAUUCUUUCAAAUUUUCAAGUUCCAACUGUUCCAAGUUAUAUCUUACUAUAGUAGUAUUUGUUUAAUUGUUUAUAGUUCGUGUCAUAUAGUAGAUAUUAUAGUAGAUGUUGGAACAAGAUAAUUAUUAUUAUUAUGAUUAAUGUUUUUUUUGUUUAUGAUAACUACAAUUUAAUGUUGAGCAUAAACUUAAUUGUUAUUAAUUUAUUAUAAUAUUUAGAUACCUAUAGUUGUGAUUUAAUCAAAAAAACAUAUACCUUAAGUUUUGGUUGAUAAAAUGUUUAAUUGAGUCUCAUACCUACUCAAAUAAUACAUAAUUUAUUGAAUUUUAACAUGAAUGGUUUAUAAAAAUUAAAUUGGUUUUAUUUUUACUUGUUAUUAUCUAAACAAUCAUUUGAAGCUUAUAAAAUGAGUAAUAUUUAUAUUCAAGAACCUCCUACUUCUGGAAAAGUCGUGCUCAAAACUUCAUUUGGUGAUAUUGAAAUUGAAUUAUGGUCGAGGGAAGCUCCAAAAGCAUGUAAAAAUUUUGUUCAGCUAUGUACUGAUGGAUAUUAUGAUGGAGUCUUGUUUCAUCGUAUUGUCAAAGGUUUUAUAGCUCAGGGUGGUGAUCCAACUGGAACUGGAGCAGGCGGUGAAUCAAUUUAUGGUCAUCCAUUUAAAGAUGAAAUACAUUCACGGCUUCGGUUUAAUCGACGUGGUUUGGUGGCUAUGGCAAAUGCUGGAAAAGAUGAUAAUGGAUCUCAAUUCUUUUUCACAUUAGGAUCUACUCCAGAACUUCAAACCAAACACACAAUAUUUGGAAAAGUUGCUGGUGAUACUAUCUUUAAUUUAACCAAAUUAAAUGAAACUCUUGUGGAUACGGAAGAUAAACCAGUUUAUGACCAAAAAAUACUAAAAACUAUAGUAUUAAAUAGUCCUUUCCCCGAUAUUGUACCUAGAGUUGAAAAAAAAACUGAAAAAACUGAAAAACUUUCAAAAAAAAAAGAAGUUGUCGCUGUCAAAAAUUUUAAACUUUUAUCAUUUGGUGAAGAAGCUGAAGAGGAUGAAGAAGAACUUAUUGAUGUUGUUAAAGAGUUUAGUGGUAGACCAAAAUCAACUCACGAUGUUCUUAAUGAUCCUCAGUUAAGUUCAGAACCUGCUGUUAUAGAUAAUGAACUUACCGAUGAUAUAAAUAUACCUUCUAGUGAUCAAACGUCAAAAAUAAGUAUUGAUGAUGUUCGGUCAAAGUUGUCAUCUAAUAGUAAAAAUAAAAAAAUGUUACCUAAAUCAAUUGAGCAAUCAAAUGAAGAAGAUUCUGACGAUUAUGAACUUGGCAAAGAUCUAAAAGAAGAGAAAAAAAGAAAAGCAGAAGAAAUCCGAAAAGAAAUAAACCAAAUCAAAUCACAGUUAUCAAAAAAAAAAAAAGAUAAAAAAAAGGACUUAGAUAUAGAUGAUACACCAAGUAUGCCAAUAUUGCCUAUUAAUCCCCUUAAACAACAAUAUUUGGAAAAUAUAAAAAUGUAUUCUUCCAAAAAAAGUGACAUUCCCAAAAAAGGUUCUAAUAGAGAAGAAUUUGCACUUGGUCUUUUAGAGAAAUUUAAAAAUAAACUGCAUAAUGCAAUACAAUCAAGUCAAGAAAAACCAUCUGAAACAGUAGAAGAAGAUGAUGAUUGGAAAAGUCAUCCCCUUCAAUUUCAGAAGGAUGAUGCUGUACUAGCAAAAGAUGCAAAUAAAAAAGAUGAUGAUUGGUUUGAAAUAUACGAUCCUAGAAGUGCUAUCAAUAAAAGGAAGCGUGAAUUGAAUAAAUUAAAUUCAAAAACUGACAAAGAUAAAAAAACAAAAGUUUAAAAUAUUAAAUAUAUCUAAUGUAUUUUACUUUUUCUUAGGUCUUAUUGUUUGAUUUUAUUGUUUUAAAAUAUAACAACAAUUUAUCAUUGAAA
Molecule: messenger RNA, 1989 nt
Organism: Acyrthosiphon pisum (pea aphid)
Lineage: Eukaryota; Metazoa; Arthropoda; Insecta; Hemiptera; Aphididae
Product: spliceosome-associated protein CWC27 homolog
Exons: 9
Coding region: 479-1897 (472 amino acids)
Biological process (GO): protein folding; protein peptidyl-prolyl isomerization
Cellular component (GO): catalytic step 2 spliceosome
Molecular function (GO): peptidyl-prolyl cis-trans isomerase activity
Source: RefSeq, a predicted model, not a curated record